AUCGCCCCCACCAAGAUGGCGGCCACAGAGGCGUAUUUGCGCAUGCGCACGCCGAAUCCGGAACUCACCGGCACUGGCUUAGCGAUGGCGUCGUCUAUGAGCGGUAUGUUUCCCGGACAGCAGCCGCCAACCGCGCAUCCUAUUCCCGGCGUAGGUGGCCCGGGCCAGCCCGGUUUCCCACUUACGGGUAACCGGAGUCAGGGAAGCAACACGCUGGUAGAUGAACUGGAAGCCUCGUUUGAGGCAUGUUUUGCAUCAUUGGUAAGCCAAGACUACGUGAACGGAACAGACCAAGAGGAGAUCCGAACCGGCGUGGACCAGUGCAUACAAAAGUUCUUGGACGUGGCUCGGCAGACGGAAUGCUUCUUUUUGCAGAAGAGGCUUCAGCUGUCUGUGCAGAAACCAGAACAGGUGGUCAAAGAGGAUGUAUCCGAGUUGCGCAAUGAGCUCCAGAGGAAGGAAAUGCUGGUACAGAAGCAUUUGUCCAAACUGCACCACUGGCAACAAGUGCUGGAGGACGUCAGCGUGCAGCACCGCAAGCCCAGUGACCUGCCGCCACCCGGGCCCCUGGCCUUCCUGGAACAGGCGUCGGCCAGCUUGCCUCCCGCUCCUUUAAAACCCAACUGAUGGAAUCCCCCUGUGGACGAUUCGCACAAGUCAAAUCAAGCCACAAGCUUGAUGGAGUAGACAGAACUGAGAGUCGCUAGACUGGUUAUUCCCUCUGCCAAGGACAAAUCAUACAGUGUGGUCGCUGGUGGUUGGUCAUUUGAGGAAGAACAGUUGCGAGGAUUCUUAAAAAAACAACAACAUACAGUUGACGACGGUUAGAUCCUGAUAACCGUGGUCAUGUGCAACACCACCACCUACAGGAUUGGAGUAAAACAGUUUUGACCACUCAGUGGAAUGCUGUUUUAAGUGAGGAGAAAAAAUAUGGACAUUUUCGAGACUUAGAUGUAGGUUGUAAUCCUGGAAGAGAAAAUUGUAAGGAAUACUGCAACGUUUUUCUUCUAAAAUCACACCAGUUUUUUUUCUCUGGCAAAAUAGCUUAUUUCCUCCCUCAUAUUGUAGCUUUAUUAUCUGACACCUUAUUCCCCUUAUAUUGCAACGUUCUUGUAAAGUUCACAUUUUUUUCCCCUUCACAAUAUUGCAACUUUGUUCAAAAAUAUAACAAUUAAAAUUGUCAUUGCUUUCAUUC
Molecule: messenger RNA, 1195 nt
Organism: Hippocampus zosterae (dwarf seahorse)
Lineage: Eukaryota; Metazoa; Chordata; Actinopteri; Syngnathiformes; Syngnathidae
Gene: med28
Product: mediator complex subunit 28
Exons: 4
Coding region: 16-627 (203 amino acids)
Cellular component (GO): mediator complex
Source: RefSeq, a predicted model, not a curated record